Microdochium trichocladiopsis is the source of this 1989-nucleotide messenger RNA. RefSeq names its product HotDog domain-containing protein. Gene Ontology annotation, cellular component: mitochondrion. The transcript has a single exon. Gene Ontology annotation, molecular function: fatty acyl-CoA hydrolase activity. The coding region runs from base 66 to 1535 and encodes 489 amino acids. Lineage: Eukaryota; Fungi; Ascomycota; Sordariomycetes; Xylariales; Microdochiaceae. Gene Ontology annotation, biological process: acyl-CoA metabolic process. The record is from RefSeq and is a predicted model, not a curated record.
CCUUUAAGACCUGCCCGUCGACCGCCAACUACACCAAGAUUACCCGUGAUCAGGGCACAGCAACAAUGAGCAAUGCGAUCCAGAGUUCCGGGCCCGCCGCGCGGCUCUUGCGGACUUCCUACACCGCGGCGCCUCGGCAUCUGCGUUUGAGGGCACCAUCGGCUCAGCACAGCACAUGGUUGACGCAGUCCCUUCAUCGUCGCCAUCUGCGCACAUCGGCCCCGUGUCGUACCGACGGUGUUUUCCGUGGUCUCAUUGACGAUCGGCUGCCGACACCGUGGAUCGAGGCUUUCAAAGCGCAGCAACAGGGCAAGGCCCCAAACAGCAGCCAGGACAAUGAAGUGUCGCGAGAGCGAGACCUCUCUCCGAAACGGAUGAAGGACAGCUACCACCGCGUCGUGCUGCCAUUGGGCCAGGAUCCGUGGCUGUCUGACUCGUACAUCAACUCAAGCGGCCACAUCCGGCUCGGGACCAUCCUCAUGGACCUCGACGCGCUCUCUGGUAUCGUCGUCUACAAACACACCGGCCCCGGCGUCACCACCGUCACUGCGGCUCUCGACAGAGUCACCAUCGCCCGCCCCCUGACUGAAAUCUGCGAUCUAGAGUACAGCGGCCAGGUGACCUACGCUACAGGCCGCAGCAGUGUCGAGAUCACCUGCAAGGUUGCCAAGGCCAGACCUGACAACGAGCCCAGCAAGCCCGAAGAUGUGCUGCUUACUUGUACCUUCACUAUGGUCGCCCUCGAUCCUGCCACUAGGAAGCCCACAAACAUCCCGCGUCUCAUAUGCGAAACCCCGGAAGAGGAGCAGAUUUUUCAGCAGGGCGAGGCCAAAUCUCAGGCUAAGAAGGAGGCAGCUCGAAUAUCCCUCCUUGAGACAGAGCCCAACGACGACGAGUCCAAGCUCGUCCACAACAUCUGGCGCCGCCAGGUUGCCUAUCACGAUCCAAACAACCCGAUUCGCCAACCUUCCAACGUCAUCGCCAUGUCCAAGACACAAAUCUCUGAUGCCUCCAUCAUGCAGCCGCAAUAUAGAAAUCGCCAUCAAACCAUGAUUUUUGGGGGAUUUCAUAUGAAGCAGACUUUUGAGCUCGCAUUUUGCUGUGCGGCCUCCUUCGCCCACGCCCGGCCUACCUUCAUAAGCGCGGACCCGUGUACUUUUCGCAACCCUGUCCCCGUUGGCUCGGUCCUCUAUCUCACUGCCACCAUUGUCUACACGGAUCCACCAUUGAUCGACCUGGACGGAUCCGAGGGCAAGCAAGCGGACCCAGAGAACCCAAUGACCCGGGUUCACGUGCGAGUGGAUAGCAAAGUCCGCGACGUCGAGCAUGGCGUUGCCAAGCCUACGGGACAAUUCAACUACACCUUCUCGGUACCUAAGGACGUCAAGGUAUUGCCACAUACGUAUCAGGAGUUCAUGAUGUAUGUGGAUGCCCGGCGAAGAGUGUGCUUGGGUGACGUGCAGCAUCGCCAAGACAGCACGCAGUCCAAGGAGGAGCGCGAAGGUGUGGCGUCUGAUGGCAAUAUCAUGGGCUGAAGAAGCCCCGUACCUGACAUCGCCAAUGUAGCAAGAGUUUCGCAUGCAUGCCGUCACGGGGAAAGUUCUCCUUCUUCUUCCUAAUUCUCCAAUCUGAACUCAAACGAAGUCUUGGCUUCCGCUGGUGUUUCUCAACACUGCACGGACAGAGUCAACCACAGGGUGAUCUCAGCUGCGCACACAAUUUUAGAGUCGUAACAUUAUACUCAUCCGCCGCAACGGCAAGCGCGACACUUCUAGUACACUGGCCCCGGACGCUUGCUGAUGAAACCCUGCCAGUCUUCAAAGUGGUUUGCACGAGAGGAAAGCUGGCGUGGACAUUCAACGGUUCCCACUCGCUUUCACGCUCCAUUGGGAGAAGUCACCAGGGCUACAGACACGUAAGAGACGCAUUCAAUCCGACGGGGUGUAUUCACUGAUACCAAGAAAGCGCCUCCCCCCCCCCCCCCCCCCC